UUACAUGACACUGUGACAAGUGGGCAUCUAGGUGUUAAGAAAACGCUUAGAAAAAUUAGACAAAGAUUUUACUGGUAUGGUUUAAGGAAAGAUGCGGAAGCCUACUGCAAAAAGUGUGCAGUUUGUGCUUCUCGUAAAAUGCCCAGAAAGCCAUUUAAAGCUCCUAUGAGGCAAUUUAAUUCUGGGGAAAGAUGGGAACGUGAUCAAGUAUGGUAUUAUAAUCCAACACGUAAAGUUGGUCGAAGCAGUAAACUUGCUAGACCAUGGAAAGGUCCAUAUAAAGUGGUUACAAAAAUUAGUGAUAUAUUGUACAGAAUACAGGGUUUCCGUGAGAAAGCACGUGUAGUUCAUCAUGAUAAACUGAAACCCUAUGAACAAACAACAAACAGACAACAAGAAAGAGAAUUCCUAAGAAAGAGAUUAGCAGAGGAGAGGAGAAAAAUUGAAAUUGAAGAUAAGAAGAAAGAAGAAGAAAGACUGGAAAGAAUAAGGAUAGAAAAGGAAGUAAGGGACACUGAGAGAAGGGUAAUGAAAGAAAUAAUAGAGCAGGACAAGAAGGAAAGGGACGAAGAAAGAACUAAACAACAAAAAUUGAACGAAAUUAGGAAGACAAAGGAGGAGAAAGAAAGAAAAGAGGAAGAGAAAAAGAGAAUUGAAGAUAAGAAAGAAGAAAGAAAUCAGGAAGAGAUAAUAGAAGAAAUUAGGGAGGAAACAGAAAACGGAGAACGAGACGAGGAAGUACAGAAGAGAAAAGUGGAAGACAGAAAGAAGGAGAAUAACAAAACAACUGAAGAAAGAAAGGAAGAAGAAAAUAGAAAGAAUGAAGAAAGGAAGGAAGAAGAAAUAAAGAGCACAGAAAUAGAAAAUAAGCAAAAUAUAGAAAAGAAAGAAAAAACACUAACAAAAAGCAAGAAUGAAAUAACCAGUAAAAACCGACUAAGAGAAAAGUUGAACAUACUUGAGAUAUUGUACCCAAAAUGA
Molecule: messenger RNA, 981 nt
Organism: Mercenaria mercenaria
Lineage: Eukaryota; Metazoa; Mollusca; Bivalvia; Venerida; Veneridae
Product: histone-lysine N-methyltransferase, H3 lysine-79 specific-like
Exons: 3
Source: RefSeq, a predicted model, not a curated record